Molecule: messenger RNA, 240 nt
Organism: Thelazia callipaeda (thelaziosis nematode)
Lineage: Eukaryota; Metazoa; Nematoda; Chromadorea; Rhabditida; Thelaziidae
Source: the annotation of a GenBank genome assembly
AUGAUAUCGGACAGUGAGGAUAAGAACGUUGGGUUGCAAUAUCGUUUAGCUCAUUCCUGCUAUAUUCUUUCCAACUUCUGCCUCUCUAAGGAAGACAAUCGUAACCGCCUCUUGGAAGAAGGUAACUUAACAAAAGCAUACCAAUAUUAUAUUAAUAAUACUGAUAUUAUAAUAGUACUGAUAUUAAUAAUAAUAAUAAUAAUAAACUACGUUAAUUGUGAUGAUAAUAGUGGUUAUUAG